Molecule: messenger RNA, 6131 nt
Organism: Venturia canescens
Lineage: Eukaryota; Metazoa; Arthropoda; Insecta; Hymenoptera; Ichneumonidae
Gene: Rab32
Product: ras and EF-hand domain-containing protein homolog
Exons: 6
Coding region: 1302-3692 (796 amino acids)
Biological process (GO): phagosome-lysosome fusion; endosome to lysosome transport
Cellular component (GO): lysosome; Golgi apparatus; trans-Golgi network
Molecular function (GO): GTP binding; GTPase activity
Source: RefSeq, a predicted model, not a curated record
AUGCACAGACGUUUAGUGCACCGACGGGUUUGCGCGCUCAACUUCUUCCAAUCUUCCUCCGCCCACAACAGUGCGUGCUCCGAUAAUCACAACAAUUUUGACCUCUUCGGCAACCAGAUUGAAAACUCGUGCUAACAAUUUUCUCCCAAAACGUGCUACUUUCGCGAUCAAACGACGCGCGUUGAUCGAUCGGAAACAACGUCGACGAUCGAACUUGGAUGAUCGUUGCUUCGAGGGGUUUGAUCGACUGGAGAUAAGGAAAAACAUUUUCGAGGGAUCCACGAUCGUCGACGCUAACUUUUGUGCAUUAACCGCUGAUGCGUGCCGCAUUUCACUUUGUAACCGACCUGAUAAGCUAAAUAAUGUCCCUUUUCUGUUGAAUACUUUCGCUAAUUAUCUCGUGCUGACUUCGGCAGCAACGGAAAAAAAUUUCAUCCCUUCGCAUCCGUCGUGUACGAAAUACACAUUGGCAGGCUUUAGCAAAUCAUUUGAAAGUGAGAAAAAUUCUAAUGCUUCGCUCCAAUCACAGAAUUCCGAGUGUCCAAAAAUUUGAUCUUUGUUCCCUCAACUUUUUAGAUUAUUGAGAAUUAACGAGACUUCCGUUUGCGAGGAGAAAAAGGACUGAAAACUACGUUCAGUCUCGUUUCCUCUCGACGUCACAUUUACCUCGGAAGUUCCCACGAGUUUCUUUCGACGCCGCGGCCACGUGCAUAUUUCGAGGCAACGCGUCGAGCCUCUCAAACUUCGAGUCGGUAAAGAAUCCUGGCGAUCAAGGAUCCUCCAAUUCUCCACAAAACUAAUUACCUAAAAAAGAGAAUUCAUUGUCGCGUGAGACUGUCUCGACACUUGCACCAUUUUGUACAGCUAAAGAGCCAUUUGUUAAGGAGCGAUUUGACGCGACGUUUUGUUGAAACGCUGCGAAAAACUGUCACGUACGAAGAGGAGUGCAAACUCUGCGAGGACAUGCGGAAUCUUGGUCGGCGGCGUACUCGAAGGAGCUCCAAUAACGAGGUGGACAUUCAGCGUACGUACGUGCACAAAGAUUUGUAGGGUUUCCCUUUCCGGCUGUUGGUGAAGCCAAGCAACGCGCGGCUGGCCCCGAAAGGUCUCCAUUUUUCAAGCCGAACUAUAUUCGCGCUUCGCCCUCUUUCUCCCUCUCCCCCCUCCCCCGAGUGGCUCGAUCUGCUUUCGUCAUCCGGAUCGGAGAGUGCGCGCGUGUUGCGGAACACGCACACGAGCUGCUCUGCAGAAAGGCAAGGAAGGUGCCGGUAUCGGGUUAUAGACCGGUAGUGAUCGAUAUUAUGGAAAGAAACGACGACUCGAGUCGAAAGAGCGGCGGCAGUUCGCCGGACACCGUGAUUGGACCCUCCUCGUCCGAGGAGGAUGAUAAAGCUCGUUGCGAUCAAGUGAAAAUAGAAGCGACCGCCGGGAUCGGUGACUCGAGUUCGAGCCUGGAUACGGUUAUCGCUGGCGGGGCUGGGCGCUAUCGUCAAAAAAUCGAUCGUCACGAUCAACCCUGUGAAAAGCUCGAUCGAGGGACGAACUUCAUCGUUGGAUCGCUUUCUUCGAACGCCAUUGAAGAAGUCGGCAAAAAGAAGGGACGAUUCGGCGCGAUAAAAAACACUUUUCGUAAAAUCAAAAGAUCCAAGAGCAAAAGCAUCGACUCGGCUGAAAUUUACGGCAAUUUUGAGUACAACGAUGCUGAAGGAUUCACAGGAAGCGUGAAACGGUCGAGCGAAGAGCGAGAGGAAGAAAAAAGGAGCUUGGACGAGGUCCAAGCGAUUUCGAGCGGGACGUCGGCAGCGGCAGCAGCGACGGGGAAGAAGAAGAAGAAACGUAAUUCGCUGGUGCGUAAGCUCAGCCUGAACAAGUUCAGGCUGGGCUCAAGCGAGCACCAGCACCAACAACCGCACCAGCAGGAACACCAUCUACGAGAAUCGACCCGUCAAACACCUGAGGGUGGCGACAGCAGCCGUUCCCAGAGCCAAUCGUCGCAUGAAUCGAGCAUCAACACGGACAGCGCUUCGCCGAGGCAUCAAAAGAAUCGUCACCAGUCUCGGGAGGCUGAUAAUAGCAGCAACGACGAAACGACAUUGGAAAAGAGGCGAUCACCGGGCGAUAGGCGUGACGACGAGGCUGGCAGACAAACGGACGUAUCGCGGAGUACGAACGACCGGGAGAAGGGAUCACCCAUCUCUAACCAACAGAUUCAAACCUCUCGUGGCAGACAUCAAGAAACUACUCAACGACCGCACCACAGACACGAGACCAAACCGUACGAGAAAACGCUGAGUACCGUUACCACCGUUAUUCGUAAAUCACCCUCGCUUACUAUACGAACUAAUCUUCAGCAAAAGCAGCAGGAGAGAGACGUCACCAAAAGCCCGCACGCAGGUGUCCAGGAGAGCGAGAAGCAGCAACCGACCCAAGAGACACUGAUACAGUGUUCGGUGUCGACGUUACCAUACGCAAUAUCGAAAUGGCACGACCAGAGCAAAGGAGAACACCAGCAGCCAGUUGAGUCCUCGAGAAAGUCGAAAUUUUUAGGCAAAUCGGAUUCGGAGUCGACGGCAACAGCUCCAACGACCCCGCCGAUCGAGUUGCGUCGUAAGUUGUCGUUGCUGGAGGAGAAGCGAGCGAUAUUCCAGCGGCGAAGAUACGAAACCUCGCAGGACUCGUCGUGCGAUAUUUCCCACGACACAGUAGUCGCAGCGUCGCUUGGAUCGACGAGAAAAGACUCCUGCGAUCCGGAGAACACGGUCAAACGCGCCCGGCACAUAAGCGUCCGGAAGUUCGACACUUUCUCGACUUUCGAGGGCACCUUUGACGAAGAUACAGGAGUCGGUUAUCUCGCCGGCAUCGAAGAAGUUCACAGUGAAAAUUAUCUCACCGAGCCCCGGAAAUACGGGAAAGAUAAAAAAGGCACAGCUCUCGUUGAUGAGUACGAGGAAGCCGGAAACGCUAUGCAGCAACCGGGGAACGAUAAUGCGGAAGGAUCUACUUCCUUGAGCCAGGAGAGUGUGUCGUCACAAAACAACGCUCCGAACACGGGGAUCGGCGAGAAGCGAGAGCACCUGUACAAGAUUCUCGUGAUCGGUGAACUCGGCGCCGGAAAAACGUCGAUCAUAAAGCGUUACGUUCACCAGUUUUUCUCCCAGCAUUACAGAGCCACGAUAGGCGUCGAUUUCGCGCUCAAAGUACUCAACUGGGAUCCGCACACGAUCAUCAGACUUCAAUUAUGGGAUAUCGCGGGCCAAGAACGAUUUGGCAACAUGACGCGUGUCUAUUACAAAGAAGCUGUCGGUGCAUUCAUAGUCUUCGAUGUAACGAGAAGCGCGACCCUCGAAGCCGUGGUCAAGUGGAAACAGGAUCUCGAUUCAAAGGUCCAGUUGCCCGAUGGUUCGCCAAUCCCAUGUGUACUAUUGGCCAACAAGUGCGAUCAGCAGAAAGAAGGGCUCGUAAAUACACCCUCCAAAAUGGACGAUUAUUGCAAGGAGAAAAACUUUUCGGGCUGGUUCGAAACUUCGGCGAAAGAAAAUAUAAAUAUCGAGGAGGCUGCAAGAUUUCUCGUCAAAAAAAUACUCCAAAACGAUCAAAUAAUGAAAGGCAACGGGUCCCAAGACCAAACGGACGGGGAGAGAUUCGCGUUGAAUCAGUCGCCAACGAGUUCUAAAAAAUCCUGUCCCUGCUGACGAAAAGGUAGAGCAGGUCCUCGAAGGUUCCUCCCUCCGCGCGUUCGCGUCACCGUCGAACAUUUCAUUCGGAGAGUUUCGACUGGCGUCCUUGCACCGAAAAUACAUAAUCGCAGCGAAAACAAAUUCCAACGUGUCAACGCGACGUUCAAUGGGGAGUGAAAGAAAAUCAGUAAAAAAAUACUCUCCAUUGCGCCGGAUCAUUUCUUCCACGAUGAAUGAAUCACGCGUGCACUUUCGUCGUUAUAGAACGUCGAUUAGCGUGUAACAUGACUAAUUUACACUUACAUAAACAUUAUCCACAUUUUUCGACUCCGCGUCCACGUGAAAAACAACAAAAAAUGAGAGUCCCACGUACUGACCAAUUCAUUGAUUGAUCAAACCAAUUUUUCAGAGUUUUUAACAUCAAAUAUUUAUCGUCAUACUCGAUGGACUGAACGCAAGCAGUUUUUUUAUCGAUGGCAAAAUUUUAUUGAUCGAAUAUUAAGGAACGAAAAGCAUGUGAACAGUGAAUUGAAAAAAAAAACAAAAAUCGUUAUUAUGAAGCUCGUUACAGAUACUGGCGAAAAAUCUUUUUCAAUAAAUUAUUAAAAGUUGAAUCAAGCUAAUGAACUGUCGGUAUUUCGAGUCAAGGGCCCAACCAAUUUCAUCGUCCAAUCCAAUAUUUGUAGCAUAAAUAGCGAAAUAUGUGAGUAAAGAUACCAAGUUUCCAAUUAAUAAAUGAAUCGGUAAUAAAAAGUCGAUAAAUAACUUGGAGACUCGCGAUACGAGUGGGGUCAGGGCGAAAAAAAAAUAUGAAGAAACCGUUGUGCGCGACAAUGGAUCGCUUUGGCGAUUCGCGUGAAUCUUAUUGUGCCGUCUCACCGGAAGUGACGACCCGGCGCCACGUAACGUAUAACUGAGCCAUUCACUGCGAAAAUGAGGUAGAAAAAAAACACAAAUCUCCAACAAAACGUGAUGUUUAGCGAGCGUUUAGCGAAUAAUCGCGAUCCCUGUGUGCCAUUUUUAUGACCAACAUUCCAUGGAGUCUCGCAACUCACCAUUUCCUCUUCAGUUAAAUACGCUGCUCCAAUCAUUCAAGUUUUAUCGUACAACUUUUUGCUACUUACUCAUCGUUACUUCCGAGCGAUUUUUAUUCCAACGAAACAAGUUUGAAAUUUAUAAAAACUUCUUUUCAUUUUGACAAUCUAUUUAUUAUAAAAUCUUCAUUUUUUUUAUUUCUCAUUUUAAUGCACAAUCAAUGCAUUCCAACUUUUUAUCAUUAUUUCCCUCGCUAGGUUUUUUCGAUUCGGAAAUUCGAAGGAUGAAAGCAUUUUUAUCACGGAGACUCGAUCCACGCUGAUGUUGAAUCUAUCAUUGUUGAUGAACAGAAUUUUAUACACGCAAAUAACUCUAUUAAUGAAUUAUUAUUAUUCUUAUUAAUAUUAUUAUUAUCAUAGAGAGACUCAUACGUAUGUAUACAAAUAUAGAUAUGAAAAGUAUAUUAUAUAAAUAAAUGAAUAAAUAAUUAAGCACCGACGCUAAGCCACGUCACGUAUAUCUUGUAAAUAAUUGGAAAUUUCAUCGUUCGUUACUUCACCGAGCUAAGGCCACAUUGUCGUCUGUAGAAUUCUGUUUUCUAAGAUGAUUUUGACGGUAAAAUAAAUCAACAGGGGAAAAGCUUUUGCGUUUCGUGUGCACCAACGUCCAACGCUGCUCCCUAAUCAGAAGUUUUUCCCUGAAACCGUUUUACUUCUCAGCAAUCUAUAAAAUGAAAUUCGCUUUUAUUGCUCGAAAAUUUCGAAUCCCUUUUUCGUAGACUCGAAGAGUUUUAGAAUGAUUUUACCACAAAAAUCACCUCUGGAAGCAGCAAUUUCGACGAGAAACUGCCUCGAUAUAACUUCCUCUUUGCCUACUCACGUCUCCGAGUGUCGUCAUCGAUCCUAAGGACGAUUAUUCCGUCGUACGAUAUUCAGUGCCCGUUUUCACUUUUAUAUUAAUGUACGCGAUGUAAUAUCUCAAACGUGAAAGUUCAAUGUCGUUUCGACAACUGCUGAGACGAAUUGUCUCGAAUAUGUGUAUUCACUAAUGUUGGGAAUAGUCGAGAUAAAUUACUGUUCAAAAUUUUGUCAUCGAUCCCCCCAGAGUUUUCGUCCCAAAGUUCUCCAUUCGUUGCAUCGAAUAAUUUGAUUAGGAAAUUCAUUAGCCAAUUACGAGAACGUUGGGAACGAGUAGCUGUCAAAACGCCCGUAACUGCACAACGUUUUGGGACCAAUCGUUCGUCUCCCAUUUUGAAACGUAAUUUACCUUUUCUAUUCUCAUUUAUUUCGAUAUAUGCGUGGGUUUAUAUCUGUGUAUACGUGUGUAUAUCUGGCUUCGAUACCUUCGAAGGUAUUCCAGAGAGAUUUUAUUAUUGUGUAUUUAUAGAAACGGCGUCAUUAAAUUAUACUCGGUUGUUAA